Molecule: messenger RNA, 2319 nt
Organism: Dichotomopilus funicola
Lineage: Eukaryota; Fungi; Ascomycota; Sordariomycetes; Sordariales; Chaetomiaceae
Exons: 6
Coding region: 1-2319 (772 amino acids)
Source: RefSeq, a predicted model, not a curated record
AUGGAUGCCGACGGGUUUUAUUUCAUCCUCGAGAACCGCCUCGACUCGUUCCAAGGCCCCCAGCCGGUUUCCAAGGGAAAAGCUUCAACCGCAGGCGGGCGUGGUUCGAAAGCGACAUCUUGGCCACACAAAACGCUGUCACCAGUUGCGCCUCACCCCAAGAGCCCCGACAAUGUGGUGUGCUUCCUCUGCCAGAAGUCACUCGAUGGCUGGGAGGAGACCGACAACCCGCUUGAGGAACAUUUGAAGCAUUCACCAACAUGCGGCUGGGCAAUCACGGCGGCAAUUGAGGCCGGGUACGGUAAUUACGGGAAGGUGCCUCCGCUGGAUCCAGCCAUGAUUGAGGCGCGGAAGGCGACAUUUGGGGGUCGUUGGCCGUAUGAGUCUAAGAAGGGCUUCAAAUGCAAAACUAAGAAGCUUGUUGAGGCCGGUUGGAAGUUCACACCAUCUCGCGAGGCCGAUGACAUGGCCACUUGUGCGUAUUGCAAUCUGGCUCUGGAAGGCUGGGAAGCCGGUGACAACCCAUUUGAUGAACAUUACCGGCGUGAGCCUAAUUGCCUGUUCUUCGCCCUGAGCAACCAAUAUCCCGCCCAGAAGAAGGGGAGGACGAAGGCAGGCAGAACGUCCAAGGCUUCUUCCAGGCUCUCUGUGCAAUCUGUCGCUACCGUCGCCACAACGGCAUCUGAUCUUGCUUCCACCGCCGACAUCACUGCCGACCACGACGAUAGCGUCAUGACGACAGCGUCCACCAUGACCCAGAACGGGAAGAAGACGGCGAAAGGGAGGAAAGCGACUGCAGGAAAGGCGCGGAACACCAAGACCAAGAAAGAGGAGGCAUCCGAGGCACCAGAGGACAACGCAUUGGAGCCUCCCCGGCCUGCUUCCAGGGGGCAGAAGCGAGCUAGUGACGCCAUGGAGGAUGUCGGUACUACGAAUGCGGAAGCACCCGCUCCCAAAAAGCGAGCCACUCGUGGGAGAGCCAGCGCUGCUACCGACAAUUCGUAUGCGGCCGAUACGGAAAUGAUCGACGUUCCCACACAACAACCAGUGGGCAAGAAGAAGCGUGCCUCCUCGACCAAGGCGACGCGGAAGGUCUCUGAUGCCUCCGCGAGGUCUCAAGCAUCCGCCGCGUCCUUGCGUGACGACCUUCCCGACGAUGACGAGCUCGACCGUCAGCUCGAGGCUGAUCUUGAACGUUACCAGAGUGCAUCAGAGGAUGUAGUUGAGCAACCUGCUCCUGCUCAUGCUCGUGGGAAAGGACGCCCUAAAAAAGCUUCCACUGUGCGCAAGGCCAGUGCUCAGAAAAAGAAAGGGCAAAGUGAGUCCUUUGUUAUGUUCGAUCCAACGCCCAUGGUCCCAGAUGAGGCCGAAAUUGAGGCAGACCUUGAAGCCCUACAAGCUGAGAUGGAGCCUGAGCGAGAGCCCCCCGUCAAGGAGGACACCCUAGUCGUCCCUAAGAAGGGACGUAAACCCGGCACCCGCAAAGUGUCCAAACAAGCAAAGAAGCCCAAGGAGCCGGGGCCUGAACCCGAGCCAACUGCGGAGGAGGAACCGGGGCAUACCUCAAUCCACGCGAGUGAAGAAUCGCACGCAGCUGUUGAUCCGGAGCCUGCAGGGGACCUUGAUGUUAGUACCGGCACAGUUAUUACAAAACCUGCUGCUCGUCCGAGUCUGGAGAAGCGGAAGCGCGGCCGCCCCUCGAAGAAGUCAAACGCAUCCCAAGUGUCGGUAGAAGCCACGGAAGAGCAGCGAUAUGCUGAUGCCCCUGAGCAAAUCACCGAUGAUUUGGAAUCGAUGGACUCUGGGAAGCCCCCCGCUCGCAAGAGUACCCCCGAAAACCUUCCGAAGAAGGCGGUUCCGUCGUCAGAGGCUGAGCAUCACUACCCCUCCCUGCAGCCCGCUGCAAGCGUCAUUCCCAAGCGUGUCGCCCUAGCUCCGUUGUACACCGCCGGUUCCCAGACUCCCCAGCGCAACAUCAUGGGCUCGCCAUCGAAGCGCAACGCGGUUGCGGGCUUGCAGAGUAGCCACCCCUGGCAUCCGGCCGACCUAGACCUCAUUUUUUCCUCCUCUCCGAUCAAAAGCCCUUACUCUCGCAACGAUGACUCAGCAUCAUCCUCUAAAUCCGUAGCGGCACUACUCCGGCGCGGUGCGGAACUCACCUCGCCGGAGAAGAAAAUGACGGUCGAGCAGUGGAUCUACCACAAUGCUGGGUUGGCAGAGCAGAAGCUGAAACGCGAGUGCGAGGCCAUGGUGGCAGCGUUUGAGGCGGAAGGCGAGCGGGCGAUGACAGUGCUGGAGGGGCUGGUGGUGGAAGGUUAG